Lodderomyces theae is the source of this 1941-nucleotide messenger RNA. Its product is annotated as Hsp70 family ATPase. NCBI's taxonomy places the organism in Eukaryota, Fungi, Ascomycota, Pichiomycetes, Serinales, Debaryomycetaceae. Gene Ontology annotation, cellular component: cytoplasm; mitochondrion. Gene Ontology annotation, biological process: protein refolding; cellular response to unfolded protein. The transcript has a single exon. Gene Ontology annotation, molecular function: ATP-dependent protein folding chaperone; heat shock protein binding; ATP hydrolysis activity. Bases 1 to 1941 code for a protein of 646 amino acids. The record is from RefSeq and is a predicted model, not a curated record.
AUGCUAAGUACAACUAAAAGGUUUUCAUUCUGUUCAUUGAAAAGAGCCCAACAGCAUCUCAACAUCACAAGAUUCAAACACGUUUUGGGUAUUGAUUUGGGAACAACAAACUCAGCAGUGGCAUAUGUAGGCGCCGAUAAUGAACCGCACAUCAUUGAAAAUGAAGAAGGAAGAAGAACCACGCCUUCCAUUGUGGCAUUUGACAACGGGAAGACUUUGGUGGGGAUAUCGGCCAAAAGGCAGGCAGUGAUUAACCCCCAAAACACCUUUUUUGCUACAAAGAGAUUAAUUGGGAGAAAAUUCGAAGACAGCGAAGUACAGAGGGAUAUCAAAAAUGUCCCUUAUGCAAUCGUGCCGAAUAGACAAGGAGACGCAGUACUAAAGACUUCCACUGGACGUGAGAUAAGUCCUUCGGAAAUAGGAGGGUUGAUUCUCCAAAAAAUGCAAAAAGUUGCAGAAGAGCAGUUGGGAGAAACUGGUAUCAACCAAGCAGUUGUUACUGUGCCAGCGUAUUUUAAUGAUAGCCAAAGACAAGCCACCAAAAAUUCAGGAAAGACUGUUGGGUUAGAUGUGCUCCGUGUAAUUAAUGAGCCAACUGCAGCCGCACUAGCAUACGGCUGUGACAAAUCGAGAAGGGAAGGGAUUGUUGCAGUUUUUGACUUUGGUGGCGGAACAUUUGACAUUUCGAUUUUAGAUAUCGAGGAUGGUGUUUUUGAAGUUCGAGCCACAAACGGAAACACACACUUGGGUGGGGAGGACGUUGAUAUUAUUUUGUUGAAACGGAUCAUUGAAAGUUUCAAGCAGAAAUAUGGAAUCGACUUAUCCAAGAAUGAAUUAGCAGUGCAAAGAAUUCGAGAGGCAGCAGAAGACGCAAAGAUUGAGUUGUCUAAAGUAAAGGAAACUGAAAUCAAUAUUCCAUUCAUAUACGAGGACAAACAUAUCAAGUUUAGUUUAACCGAAGAAGAGCUCGACGAGAUGUCAAUGCCUAUCAUAGAGCAGGUGGUUGAGCCGGUUAAAAAAUGCGUGCGAGACGCAGAGCUUAAAAUGAAGGAUAUUGAUGAAAUCCUUUUGGUUGGAGGCAUGACUCGUAUGCCCAAGAUAAGGAAAGUGGUGGAGGAACUUUUUGGAAAGAAACCAAGCACAGCAGUUAAUCCAGAUGAAGCAGUGGCUUUAGGCGCGGCGAUCCAAGGAGCCGUUCUAUCUGGUCAAGUCAAAAACGUGGUUUUGCUAGAUGUGACACCAUUGUCAUUGGGAAUCGAAACGUAUGGGGGCAUCUUUAGUCCUUUGAUACCAAGGAACUCAGCAGUGCCUAUCAAAAAAGAACAGAUGUUUUCCACCGCAGUUGAUGGCCAGACUGGAGUUGAAUUACGUGUUUAUCAAGGAGAGAGAAUGCUCGUGAAAGAUAACAAGAUGAUUGGACACUUUAAGCUAUCCAAUAUACCACAGGGUCCUAAAGGUACUCCCCAAAUUUCCGUUCAGUUUGAGAUUGAUGCUGACGGUAUCAUCAAUGUCCGUGCAUCAGAUAAGACCCCCUAUCCAAAGGAUUCUCCUCAUUACGGAAAAGAAAACACAGUAUCAAUACAAGUGACAGAGGUGGGAUUAACCGAUUCAGAAGUGGAGAGAAUGAUUCAAGAGAGUAACAGAAAUAAAGAAGCAGACGAAGAAAUGAAAAGGUACUAUGAGCACGCAUCAAGAGCCGAGAUUUUGUGUGCUGAUACCGAAAUGGCGUUGAUACAAUUUGGUGAAUUGAUGGACAAUUCCGAAAAGGAAAGCAUUCAAAGUUAUAUUCGCGAAAUCAAGCAGUGGAUUAAUGACAUAAGAACUGGUGAAAAGCUACACGAUCCCAAACAUGUCAAUGACAAACUUAAUGAGAUGCAAAAGACAUGCAUGGAAGCCAUCAAAAAAGUUGCAAGUAAACAGCAAGAGCAAAAAAGUAAAUAG